AUGGCCGCGGAGAGUAGCGAAGGUUUGGCAAUAUCUCCGUCCGAGAAAUCGUUAACCGGUAGCUUAGUGUCGGAAGAAAAUGAGAAAAGUGUAUCGCGAUCACUGUCGACUUACUCGAUACGGGAGGACAAGUGGCCGGAUCUAGUGGUCUCGAGGCCUAGAAAACUGGACGCUUGGUGGUUACCGAGACGGAUCCAUUGUCACCAACGGCCUUCUAUGCGGCAAGAGUCCCAAAACGGUCUGAAGAACAGGCCACUGGGAGACCACGGUGUGCAGCACAGUGGGGUCAUGCUUGAAGACGACAUGGCUGGCGCCCAAGAUACGAUAUACCUGUGCAACUUCCGUGUGUCAGUCGACGGCGAGUGGCUGUGCCUGAAAGAGCUUCAGGAUGUCGAGUUCUCGUUGCAGGACUCGAUGCAUCGGUCGCCCUCGCCACCGCUAGCUUUUAGUGGUAUUGAUCAUCAUCAUCAUCAUCAUAACGAUCAUCAUCGCCAGCAACAGCUUCCCGUUCAGCAAGAGCUUCGCGAUAUAAUGCCACCAAGCCCACCGCCAUUGCAGCACGUUUCCAGCUUGUCACGUGAUCCAAUGAUCAUCGAGAGGAGUAAUCUCGUGAAUAUUUCGAAAUUAAUCGUGAAGGAACUGAUCGAAACGUCCUUGAAAUAUGGUCGAAUGCUCGACUCUGAUCACAUGCCACUGCAACACUUUUUCAUCGUUCUCGAACACGUACUUAGGCAUGGUUUACGACCAAAGAAGGGUCUCCUUGGACCCAAGAAGGAGCUUUGGGAUAUACUUCAAGUCAUUGAGAAAUAUUGCCCCGAAGCACAGGACAUUACGUCCAGUAUUCGUGAUCUACCCACUGUUAGGACUGCGAUGGGUAGAGCACGAGCAUGGUUACGCAUGGCAUUGAUGCAAAAAAAGCUUGCGGAUUACUUGAAAGUUCUGAUCGAUCACAAAGAAGACAUACUGUCGGAGUAUUUCGAGCCUGACGCUCUGAUGAUGAGCGAAGAGGCAAUCGUUAUAAUGGGCUUGUUGGUGGGCUUAAACGUAAUCGACUGCAACUUUUGCGUAAAGGAGGAAGAUCUCGAUUGCCAGCAGUGCGUAAUCGAUUUCUCGUUAUAUCUGCGGAACAGCAAUCAUAUACCUGGCGAAUCUCCAGACGACGAGCUCGAAAACGACAACAUGACCACUGUUCUCGAUCAGAAAAAUUAUAUCGAGGAACUGAAUCGUCAUUUAAACGCGACCGUAACGAAUCUUCAAGCCAAAGUGGAAUCCUUGACAACGACGAACGCUCUUAUGAAGGAGGACCUUUCUAUCGCUAAAAAUAAUAUACUGUCGCUUCACGAGGAGAACAGACAAUUGAAGAAAGAGUUGGGAAUUGAGAUCAAAGACACGAACGAGAACGGGAAAGCGCCAAUCAAAAUCACUGAAACGACGACGGAGAUUGAGGAGUUGAGAAGUAGAUUAGAGACUGAAAAGAAGCUACGGCAGGAAUUAGAAAAGGAGUUAGAAUUACAGAUUAGUAUGGAGUCGGAAAUGGAAGUGGCUAUGAAGUUGCUGGAGAAAGAUAUUCAUGAGAAACAAGACGUGAUCAUAUCUUUGCAACGACAGCUCGACGAAAUCAAGUCAAUUAACUUGGAAAUGUAUAAAAAGCUACAGGAAUGUGAGCACGAACUAACGCAGAGAGGCGAAAUGGUCAGCCGACUUCACGCGAAGACAAAUCAGAUCAGCAAGAUCCUGAAUAAUCUCGAGAAGUGGAACCAUAAGAACAAGGAGGGGGAAAAUAUUUGUAGCCCUACCACACCGAGCAGUGUCUCGAAACCGAUUACUAAUAAGACCAGUCCCACCUCACCGUACCGUUAUUCGUCUGCUGACAAUGUCUUCGCGGUUGAUUAUCAGCAGCAGCCUCCUAAUAAUCAGCAACAGUCAGCUAACCAUCACCAAAAACCGACUAAUAACAAGCAAAUGUCAUCCACUAACAAUCACCAGCAAUCCAAUAAUGCUCAACAACAAUCUCUCGUUAAGCUAUCAGAUUCUGCCAAUGACGUUGGACAGACGAGGGUUGAUGAACAACAAAAUGGCGCUAACGACAAGGGAUCGACAAAGCCUGAUAACGUAAAGCAGAGUAAACCCAGUGGUGAGGUUUCAGUGGAGUCUUCGACGAAGGAGCAGGAGUGCGAAGGCUCGCUUAAGCAUAAAACAGAACUGAUCACUAAAUUGGAGGCUAAGACGCUAUCGAUGACUGAGACCAUCCAAAAAAUGGAUGAGAAGUGCAAGGAAAUGAGCAACGUGAUAUCAGGGGCAGUGGAGAAGGCGAAGACUUUGGAGGCUGAGGCUGCCGAGAAGGAGGCGAAGGCGAACAGCGUCGAGAGGGAAUUGCAAUUCGAACGCGAAUGGAGAACAUCCUUGCAGAAAUCAUCGAUCUCCAACGCCCAGAGGAUCUCUCAAUUACAUCAGGAGAUCAAUCAGUUGAAGCGGGUGUCCGAGAAAUACCUGGCACUGCAGGAGAAGUAUUACGCUCUGAAGGAGAUCUGCAUCGAGCAGGAACGAACUCUGGAGGAACUUGGGGGACAAUUGAGCGCGGCAAAAUUGGCGGCCGUCGAAUUACGGGAGGCCGCUGACAACGCUCAACACCAUCAGCAGCAGCAGCAGCAGCAGCAAGAGGGUGCAGCGACCUGGGCGAACGAUCGCCUGGUCACCCAAUGCAAGAGCUGCAACCGAGAGUUCAACAUCACUCGUCGCAAGCAUCACUGUCGGAACUGUGGCAAAAUCUUUUGCAGUGCCUGCAGCGAUAAUACCACUGCCCUACCAAACUCAACGAAGCCUGUUCGUGUUUGCGACGAGUGUUACGUGUUCCUGAUUGGCCGAUACUCGUGUGCACGCUAACGAUAACACGAUGUCACUGCUCGUCCAACAGGCGACACGGACCUGUUCGUUCGGGCAACGAAGUCGAGAACGAAUAGGAAAAGAAUGGAAGAAUGGAUCUAUCCCGCACAUAUACUCACAUCUACACACACGGUGUCCUCGAAGGCCGCUUCCUCAGACAUCGAGACCUUACACGAAGCCAUUCAUUUUCAAUUCGACGCACGCGGUUGUCUCUAGAAAGCUGUCGACGCGAUGCCGCCUCGCUUUGCGUCCAAUUCCUUUCACCGUAAUAUCAUCGCGUGACGUUUAGUUACAGAUCUGCCCGCCGCGUGGCGCUCAACGCCGACCGCCAUGUUGUACGCGUUCGAGAGCGUUCCAAUAUGGAACGAAGUCACAGAGUCUGCCUUUGAACCAUGACGGGUGCGAAAAGUAUUUGUAUAUAAUUUUUCCUUUCUAUAAGGUGUUUUAAAGUACAUAUAUUAUUAAGAGGACGAAAUUAAUUUUAUUUCGAAUUAGGUUAAGUACGAAACGUGGUUCGCGUCGGAGAAAUAUGGGAGGAGAGAGAAAUAUGGGAUUGAUCGGUGCAGCUGUGUGCAAAUACUUCUCGCGCCCAGUUUACCGAAAGUAAACUACGUUUGAAAGCACAAUUGAUAAAACUGGAUACCUUGGAUCGUGGAAUUUGCUCCUUAUCACGUGAACAAUCAAAUCACACGAACACACGUGUAAGAUACGUUGCUGAGUUUCUCUGUUUCUCGAAGUUUAGACGUUUGUUAGUUCCUUUACGCAGAGGAUUUUUAAUGAGAGAGACGCUUGUCGAAUGUUAACAAUGAGUAUUUUAUAUUCAGAUUAUUAUAUCGCGAGU
This is a messenger RNA of Eufriesea mexicana, 3724 nucleotides long. RefSeq names its product RUN and FYVE domain-containing protein 2. The transcript is spliced from 14 exons. Gene Ontology annotation, molecular function: metal ion binding. The record is from RefSeq and is a predicted model, not a curated record. Gene Ontology annotation, cellular component: cytoplasm. Bases 1 to 2883 code for a protein of 960 amino acids. NCBI's taxonomy places the organism in Eukaryota, Metazoa, Arthropoda, Insecta, Hymenoptera, Apidae.